Messenger RNA from Phalaenopsis equestris, 406 nucleotides. RefSeq lists its product as uncharacterized. The coding region runs from base 74 to 406 and encodes 110 amino acids. NCBI's taxonomy places the organism in Eukaryota, Viridiplantae, Streptophyta, Magnoliopsida, Asparagales, Orchidaceae. The transcript is spliced from 3 exons. The record is from RefSeq and is a predicted model, not a curated record.
CAAACCACAUCAUCAGAUCGACGGCUGUGAGAAGGGGCGGCGCGUGACUGCUCGAAUUCAACUAUCAAAUUCGAUGCCUAUACUGCUCUCGACCCCGCCCGCCGCCGCAAUCGCCAUCUCCACCACCUCCGCCGCCUCAUCUGUCUCAAAAAUCCGACAUCUCUACUGCUCUCAAAGCCGCCGUCUUCACUUCCGUCGUAUAAACGGCGCUUUCUUAUCUCGCGUUCGCACGCCUUUAUCUUUCGCGUGGAGAGGAAUAAUAAGCCCAAUGGCGACGGCCGAAUCCGAUACUCAGGCUCAGACGCAGAGUUCCAUCAUUUCAACUGCUCGCAAGCAGGCAUUGAUAUCUCUUUCGGACAAGAAAGACCUCGAUUUGCUUGGAAGAGGGCUACAAGAACUUGGGUGA